Molecule: messenger RNA, 1275 nt
Organism: Syzygium oleosum
Lineage: Eukaryota; Viridiplantae; Streptophyta; Magnoliopsida; Myrtales; Myrtaceae
Product: pentatricopeptide repeat-containing protein At2g28050
Exons: 1
Coding region: 1-1275 (424 amino acids)
Molecular function (GO): protein binding
Source: RefSeq, a predicted model, not a curated record
AUGACUCAGAAGAUCCCGCGAGCCGUCCUCAACACUUUCCCGAACGGCAGGCCGGCGCGAUCAAGGAGUCUCUACGGCGAGCUCUAUCGAAGGAUCGAUAGAAUCGCUCCCCCGGCGACCCCGUUCGACCCUCCUCCGGCGCCCCGUCUCUCCGAUCUCAGUCCCGCCUUGCUCGGCCGGAUCCUCUCCGACCCUCAUUUGCAUUCCUCGAAAUGCCUGGCCUUCUUCGGGUACCUCCUCGACAACCAGCCCUCCCUCUCGUUCCGUCCGAAUCUACGGUCGCACCUGAUCCUAGCUUGCAGGCUUCUCAAAGCCACGAACUUUAGCGCAGCGGAGCGUCUGUUGAGAUCCGUGAUGAUGAACCGAAGCGGCCCGCAUCCGUUUACGGCCAUCGCGUGCGUGAUCGAGAAAUGUUGCGUUAAGGCGCGAAUCAGAGCGAAGCUGCUCGAGAUGAUGUUUAAAGUUUACUCAGAACACGGGUUAUUUGAUCAGGCUUCGCAGGCAUUUGAUUAUAUGAGAAAGAGGGGAGUUCAGAUAAAUGAGAGGGCGUGUACUGUGCACUUGCUUGCCCUGAAGAGAUCUGAUCAGGUCGGGUUGUGCGUGGAGUUUUUCAGCAAGAUGGUGGAGUCGGGUAUUGGGAUUUCUGUGUACUCUUUGACUGUUGUGGUUGAUGGGUUGUGUAGGAACGGAGCGGUCAAGAUGGCUAGGGAGUUGGUGGAACAAAUGUCAAAAAAACGUGUAGAACCAAACAUUGUCACGUUCAAUACAAUCAUAGAUGCUUGUGUGAAGUGGUGGAAUUUUCGCGAAUUGGACUUGGUGUUGCUCCUGAUGCAAAAGGAAGGAGUCGAAUUCAAUCCCGACACGUAUAUAUUCCUAAUCGGUGGGUACACGAGCUUCGGACGGGCGAAGGAGGCCGAGAAGUUGAUAGUGAAAAUGAAUGAUCUCGGUUUGGAAGUCGACACCCAUUUGUAUAAUCUGACUAUCUGUGCAUUCGGUAAAGUAGGGUCCGCAAGAAGCGCUGUUAAGCUGUUUGAUGAAAUGACUAAUAGAGGUGUUGAGAAGAAUGCCGACACGUACUGGGCUUUGAUUAAGGGGCUCUGCGAAGUUGGAGAGAUUGAGGAGGUUAUUCUAUACGUCGGUGAGAUGCGGAGAAAGGGAAUUCAAAUGGGCGAGGUUAUGAUGGAGAGAGUAGUAGAUGCUUUUUGCAAGAGAGGGAUGGUAGAUGCAGCUUACAAUUUUCUUGUUGACACGGAGAAGACAGAGACUAAGAGCUGA